Messenger RNA from Impatiens glandulifera, 934 nucleotides. Its product is annotated as cytochrome c oxidase subunit 6b-1-like. The record is from RefSeq and is a predicted model, not a curated record. The coding region runs from base 97 to 687 and encodes 196 amino acids. The transcript has 5 exons. NCBI's taxonomy places the organism in Eukaryota, Viridiplantae, Streptophyta, Magnoliopsida, Ericales, Balsaminaceae. Gene Ontology annotation, cellular component: respiratory chain complex IV; mitochondrion.
CCCUCCUUCCACCGUCUGGCGCGUAACUCUACUCUCUCUCUCUCUCUAACCUAGCCCCUCGCAGCUGAGCUUUUCCUCUUUUCUCCUUCUUUGUCAAUGGCGGAAGUCGAAGCCGCCAAAGGUUCAGGCCUAUCCCAGGACUAUCUGUUGAAGGACAAGGAAGAGAAUGUGGUGGAAAUAGUCACUAAACCUGUUGAAGAUGAGGCGGAAAAACCUUUAGAAACUCCUUCUGAGGAAGCUCCUAUCUCUCAGAAACCCGAGGAAACUCAACCUGCUAGUGAAAAUGAGCCUACUGUGGAAGCCCCUCCUUCUCCUGCUAUAGAAAAUGAUGAUAAAGUAGCUGAUGCUGGUGAAAAUACUGAAAGUUCUAAUGAAAGCGUCGGUGAAGCCACUGAUGAAGCUGCUGCUGCUGCCACUGAAAGUGAUGAAAAUCAAGUCACUGAAGAGGAGGAAAAACCUGAGAUACAGCUUGAGACAGCACCAGCAGAUUUCCGCUUUCCAACUACUAAUCAAACAAGGCAUUGUUUCACCCGGUAUAUUGAGUAUCAUCGUUGCGUAGCUGCUAAGGGUGAUGAUGCUCCGGAGUGUGAUAAAUUUGCCAAGUAUUAUCGUUCCCUUUGCCCGGGAGAAUGGGUUGAUAGAUGGAACGAACAAAGAGAAAAUGGAACAUUUGCGGGUCCACUGUAAAAUGGGAGAAGCCUGUCUUGUUGAAGGGGUUGUAACCAUGUUGUUUUCUGAGACUGAGAAAAUAAAAGCUCCAGGAAAGAGGAGAUUGAAAAAGGCAAAGAUACAGUAAAUUUUAAUCUUCUUUUUCAAAAAAUCUAUUUAGCACUCUUAUUAUCCAUCUUUUUUGAGUACUAACAAUAAUCAAAACUCUUUUUUUUUUUUUCGGGUUGAAUUCUUGAAAUGUAGUCGGCUUUGUAUUGAGGUUGAA